AGUGAUAGUUAGAUUGACCACUGUAACUACAACAAAGUCACUGAGUGCUGUAGAUCGCGACUAAAGAGGAAAAUCAUUAUUUUGAAACAUUUGAUUGACGAAUCUUAUAGGAAUUAAAUCACUUUUCCCUGGAUUUGCUGAUGUUUUAAACGUGUUAAAGAUUGGUAAAAGAAUAAGUGACAAAAUGAAGUCAAGUGCAAUCUUUUUGCUACUGAUGCUUUGGAACUGCGAGAGCGCGAGAGUCGCAGAAAGUCGAGACGACAACAGUGUUUACGAUCUGUUUGAGCUCGUCCAAGUGCCCAGGAAAAACCACGGGGUCACCCUGGUGAAAGGCGACGACCCGUACAGCCCCGCCUACAAGAUCCUGAACCCCGACCUGAUUCCCCCGGUUCCCGAGAGCGCCUUCAGGGACCUAAUCGAUUCCAUUCAUGCCGAGAGAGGAUUUCUGCUCCUGGUCAAUUUCAAGCAGUUCAAGCACACACGGGGAAGCCUUCUGACCGUGGAAAAGAAUGACGGCUCCGGACCCAUUUUUGAAAUCGUUUCCAACGGAAAAGCCAACACUCUGGACAUUGUGUUUUCCACUGAAAACAAGCAACAGGUCGUGUCCAUCGAGGAAGCGGAUUUGGCGGUGGGACACUGGAAAAACAUCACUCUUUUCGUACAGGAGGACAGGGUUCAGUUCUAUGUGGGAUGUGAAGAGGUGAACACUGCGGAGCUCGAUGCUUCGAUCCAGUCGAUCCUCACUCAGGAGACCCCAGGUGUGGCGAGCUUGAGGAUCGGCAAGGGCGCAGUAAAGGACAGGUUUAUGGGGGUUUUGCAAAACGUGCGCUUUGUGUUCGGAACCACACUGGAUGCGAUUCUGAGGAAUAAAGGAUGCCAAAACUCAAUUAUGACUGAUAUCAUCACCCUUGACAAUCCCAUAAAUGGAUCCAGACCUGCAAUCAGGACUGAUUACACUGGCCACAAAACAAAAGAUCUACAGAUGAUUUGUGGCUUCUCUUGUGAGGAACUGGCUGGCAUGUUUAAGGAACUGAAAGGUCUUGGUGUGGUGGUGCAAAAACUGUCCAAAGAACUCAGCAAAGUGACAGAUGAGAAAAACAUGCUCAUGAAUCACAUUGGCAUUCAUGCUGGUGUGUGUAUUCACAAUGGAAUAGUGCACAAAAACAAGGACGAAUGGACGGUGGACGAUUGCACAGAGUGCACUUGCCAGAAAUCUGCAACGGUGUGCCGCAAGAUUUCGUGUCCCCUAAUCCCGUGUGCAAACGCCACAGUGCCUGAUGGGGAAUGCUGCCCUCGUUGUGGAACCCCGAGCGACUCCGCUGAGGAUGGCUGGUCCCCCUGGUCUGAAUGGACCCAUUGUUCUGUGUCUUGUGGAAGGGGCAUUCAGCAGCGCGGCCGCUCUUGCGACCGCAUCAAUAACAACUGCGAGGGCACGUCGGUGCAGACGAGAGACUGCUACCUCCAGGAGUGUGACAAGCGCUUUAAGCAAGAUGGCAGCUGGAGUCACUGGUCACCUUGGUCCUCCUGCUCGGUCACCUGUGGUGCUGGCGUUAUCACUCGCAUUCGUCUUUGUAACUCUCCAACACCUCAAAUGGAAGGCAAAGAUUGCCAGGGUGAAGGUCGGCAAACUGAGAGGUGUGAGAAAUCACCAUGUCCGAUCAAUGGUGGCUGGGGACCAUGGUCACCCUGGGACAUAUGCUCCGCUACCUGUGGUGGUGGUGUCCAAAAUCGUAAGCGUCUUUGCAAUAAUCCAGUGCCCAAGUAUGAUGGCAAAGACUGCCUGGGACACGCAAAAGCCAGCCAGGUUUGCAACAAACAAGCCUGUCCAAUUGAUGGAUGUCUUUCAAGUCCAUGCUUUGAAGGAGCCCAGUGUACAAGCUUCCCAGAUGGCUCCUGGCAAUGUGGAAAAUGCCCCCCAGGAUACACUGGCAAUGGGAUCAACUGCAAGGAUAUCAAUGAGUGUGAGGAUGUCCCUGAUGCCUGCUUUGAAUUUAAUGGAGUCCAUAGGUGUGAGAACACAGUGCCGGGCUACAACUGCCUGCCAUGCCCCACUCGCUACACCGGUCCACAGCCAUUUGGUCGAGGAGUGGAGGACGCUGCUGCCAAGAAACAGGUGUGCACGCCUCGUAAUCCCUGCCUCGAUGGAAGCCACGACUGCAAUAAGAACGCUCGCUGCAACUACCUGGGCCAUUUCUCAGACCCUAUGUACCGCUGUGAGUGCAGACCUGGCUACGCUGGAAAUGGACACAUUUGUGGAGAGGACACUGAUCUUGAUGGCUGGCCUAAUGCUGAUCUUGUUUGUGUCGAGAACGCAACUUAUCACUGCAAAAAGGACAACUGCCCCAAUCUUCCCAACUCUGGGCAAGAGGACUACGACAAGGAUGGAAUUGGUGAUGCUUGUGAUGAUGAUGAUGAUGACGACGGCAUUCCUGAUGACAGGGACAACUGCCCACUCAUCUUCAACCCAAGACAGUACGACUAUGAUCGCGAUGAAGUGGGAGACCGCUGCGAUAACUGUCCGUACAACAGUAACCCAGACCAAACUGACACUGACAACAAUGGUGAAGGUGACGCCUGUGCUGUGGACAUUGAUGGAGACGGUAUUUUGAAUGAGAACGAUAACUGCCCAUAUCUAUACAACGUCGACCAGAAAGACACUGAUCUCGAUGGAGUUGGUGACCAGUGUGACAACUGCCCUCUGGAACACAACCCAGAUCAGCUCGACUCUGAUUCGGACCGUGUUGGAGACAAAUGUGACAGCAACCAGGAUAUCGAUGAGGACGGUCACCAAAACAACCUUGACAACUGCCCGUACAUCCCCAAUGCGAACCAGGCUGACCACGACAAGGAUGGUAAAGGAGAUGCCUGUGACUACGAUGAUGAUAAUGAUGGCAUCCCUGAUGACAAAGACAACUGCAGAUUGGUUUUCAAUCCAGAUCAACUGGAUUCUGAUGGCGACGGACGUGGCGAUGCCUGUAAAGACGACUUUGACCAGGACAAUGUCCUAGAUAUCUAUGACGUGUGUCCUGAGAACUUUGACAUUAGUGUAACAGACUUCCGCAAAUUCCAGAUGGUACCUCUGGAUCCCAAGGGCACUUCUCAGAUUGACCCCAACUGGGUGGUGCGCCACCAAGGAAAAGAACUGGUUCAGACAGUCAACUGCGACCCCGGCAUUGCUGUUGGUUUUGAUGAAUUCAAUUCAGUCGACUUCAGUGGAACAUUCUUCAUCAACACAGAGAGGGACGAUGACUAUGCCGGCUUUGUUUUCGGAUACCAAUCCAGCUCUCGCUUCUAUGUGGUCAUGUGGAAACAGAUCACACAGACCUACUGGUCCAGCACACCAACCAAAGCACAGGGUUACUCGGGGCUAUCAAUCAAAGUGGUUAAUUCCACCACAGGGCCAGGCGAGCAUCUGAGGAACGCCCUUUGGCACACCGGAGACACCCCAGGACAGGUGCGCACACUGUGGCAUGACCCGAAGAACGUGGGAUGGAAGGACUUCACUGCUUACAGAUGGCACCUGACUCAUAGACCAAGAACUGGACAUAUAAGGGUGGUCAUGUAUGAAGGCAAAAAGAUCAUGGCAGAUUCUGGCAGAAUUUAUGACAAAACGUAUGCAGGCGGAAGACUGGGUCUCUUUGUCUUCUCACAAGAGAUGGUGUACUUCUCAGACCUCAAAUAUGAAUGCAGAGAUGUGUAAUUGCACAGGAAGUUUAUCAAAGAAUGCACCUUUCCAUAUAAUUAUGUAUUCCGGGCAAAGUCCAGGGACUGAUUUGACGUUACUAGUUCUGCUCACACUCUGGUGGAGUGAGAAAGCAGGAGGUCAAUUUCAAUGUAAUUGUCACUGGUUGGGAUAGAAAACACGUGGCUGCCGAUUCAGAAUAUCUGGACUCCUCCACCAUUAGCAGGUAGAGCAGAAGAAAGUCUUCCUUGCUUUGCUUAAUUGGGAAGACUGAGAUCUCUCUCUGAAAAACCUCAUUUGGCUCUGUGUGGGAAGAGCUCCCAACAGACAGCUAUGCACUUCAAAACCUUUAUUCUCUCUCUCUCUCUCAUGUGUUUUCAUGCUCUCUUCCUGAAAAGAUCCCCAAAUUAUGGCUACUUAAGAGAGAGCAAAACCCUUUUAACUUUUCAGUAUUUUCUCAAAACCUUAAACCGAUUUCUUGACUAGGAACAAAGCAAUGAGAAUGUUUUAAGAUAUUGAAGCAAUAAACAUUUUAAAGAUCGUAUAGGUGAAAUAAUAUAUAUAUAUAUAUUGUUGUGGUUGCUGAAAGUAGGGGAUUUUUAAGAGGACCAAUCUGUCAUUUAUUGAAUGUUAUCUAAAUUUCUGUUUGUCUAUCUAAAAGAUUUGCUUGGCAGAGGCUCAUCUUAAGUAUAAUGUACAUUCAUACAGGUCUGGCAGGAGAUAACUCAUGGUUUAGUGGGCAUAGUUUUCUCAGGGCUAGAUGGUUAAACCAUAUUAACAAUACAUUAGAAAUGGCAUAAUGAAAGGUUGUAUGAAGAGCAAUUGGACAGACCCAGGAUUGAAGAUUCUCUGUUACAGGAAAUGAUUUAGCCACAUACGGAUACUAGAUUACCAAGUACUCUAGCCUUCUUUUCAAAUAAAAUGCCAGGUUUUGUUUGAGAUGCUAAUUUCUAAGGGAAAGUUGAGUUUAAGUCUUUUAGACUUCUAUAUGUAGCACUUACACAUUGGCUAGACUGUGCUGGGAUUUUGCUUCAAGAAGCAUAAGAGAGGGUCUUGCUAAGAUAAGCCUCGUUAAAAAACAACUAAAAAACAACAAAAUCUUCAUAGCCAAAGGCCUGUCCAAUACUACUCAUCCAAGCCUUUCCAGUCAAAAAGACAUUCAUCCAUCUCUUCCAACGGAGAUGAUCUUCUGACCUUUUCUGUAAGAGAGAGAGAUAAAGGAAAACCUUAAUGUACAAAUAUUACCUCAUUGCUGUUUUGUAAUUUGAUCAAACUAAACCUUUUAAAUACUUUUUCCUUUGCUUAAAGAAAACAAAUUGGUUGCCUUACUGCUACUGUAGCACAAGUUGUAAAUAGUAUAUAGAACAAACAGCCAGCCCCACAUCCCAAUGGAAAACAGAGUAAAAUGGGAGACAACAAUUUUUUUUAGGAAUACAUUUGCCAGUGCUUCAAUGUCCAGUACUUUUUUUUUUUGUUGUUGAUAAAUUAUUGCUCUAUUUGUUGUCUCUGUUUCUGUUUGUAAGACUGUUUCAUAUGUGUGUGUAGAUAAAUGCUAUUUAAAUAAUUUAUCAUGGAAUGCCACCUGAGAAGGACGCAUUUCCAUCUGUAUAAACAGUUUGCACACUGACGUGAGGAUGUUCUGUUCUUCAUUGUUUGUAUCUUUAUUGUGUUGUUAUUUUUGUACAUUUAGUGAUGCUUGACUGUAAACAUUUUGACUUAGUUACACAAUGCUAUUUUUAUGUUAUAGCAAUUAUUUUGGUACAUACUUCAGAAUAAUAAACAGAUUAUAGACAUUGUAAAACAGA
Pimephales promelas (fathead minnow) is the source of this 5487-nucleotide messenger RNA. RefSeq names its product thrombospondin 1b (gene thbs1b). Gene Ontology annotation, molecular function: protein binding; calcium ion binding. Gene Ontology annotation, biological process: negative regulation of angiogenesis; cell adhesion. The record is from RefSeq and is a predicted model, not a curated record. Gene Ontology annotation, cellular component: extracellular region. NCBI's taxonomy places the organism in Eukaryota, Metazoa, Chordata, Actinopteri, Cypriniformes, Leuciscidae.